This is a messenger RNA of Abrus precatorius (Indian licorice), 639 nucleotides long. RefSeq lists its product as uncharacterized. Lineage: Eukaryota; Viridiplantae; Streptophyta; Magnoliopsida; Fabales; Fabaceae. The transcript has a single exon. The coding region runs from base 1 to 639 and encodes 212 amino acids. The record is from RefSeq and is a predicted model, not a curated record.
AUGGGAAAUGCAGUGGUGACUCCAUGCUUUCAACAAAACAAAAAUUCAUUAUCAUUGUCAUCAGUGAAACUUAUAUUUUGGGAAGGCACAACAAGAUUCCUAAAGGGUAAGCAUAUUGCUGGCGAAAUCAUGUUCGAGUUCCCAAACAAGAUUGUUUGCCAUGCAAACUCCUUCUUCAUUGGACACCCUAUUCCUACUUUAGCUUUAGAAGAUGAACUUAUGUUAGGUCAGAGUUAUUUUGUUCUUCCCAUUGAUUUUUUCCCUUGCAAAACCCUCUCCGUAUCUUCACUCUUGUCCUUGGGAUCACACCCUAAUAACAAGUCCUCUAUCAAAUUUGGGGAGUUCCCUUUAGAGUACUUGAAGGGUCCCAAUGGAAGGGUGUUGAUAAAGGUCAUGCCUGAGUUCAUCACAAGGCUUAUUAGUGGAGAUAAAAGACCAUGUCCUCCCAAUAGCAACAAUUUCCUAUGCACCACUCCUGAGUUGAAAAAACACUAUCAACAGCUUGUGAAGUCUAAGGACCAGGUGUGGUCACCUAAGCUUGAAACCAUUUCGGAAUACAAGGUUAGGUUUUCACCAUGUAGAUUCAUAGGUUUAGAACGGAAAGAAAAAAAGAAGGUACAGUUAGUGUCUACUAGAUAG